UUCAGACUCCAAACGGAGUCAAGACACAAAUGAUGUACAUGUGACGAUUCACAAUCGUAUCCUCUCGAGCAAUCUUGUCUGCAAAGGUGGCUCUUCUACUUACAAGGUUAAUAGAAUGAAUUGCAUGGAAAGAGAGUCCAAAGAUUAUACGACUAGAGUUAUGGGUAGGAUCAGCUAAGGAGGAUUACAAUACCUUAGCAGAUAAUCGGUGCAGAUUCCUCCGUAAACGAGGGGUCCACAUGAUCAAAUUAAGAACUGAUUCAUACAUCCCUAUCUCACAAGUAGACAAGAGCUGCACUGGAUUUACGUUACGUUAUAUGGCAAGGAGUCCUUUUCGAGAGAACAUGUGCCAAAAAGAGAACAAGGCUCAUGGUCGUGCCCUUCCUUCUUACAUACAACCUGCACUUCCAUCGUAAUAGAGUGUCGAUUCGGGAAAAUCACACGCAGUUUGCAACCUCGAAUGCAGACAGGUGAUUGGCUUGUCUCCACUAAGUAGCCACGAAGUCUAACGUGUAUUCUAUUUUUUUUUACUACGUUCAAUUCUGUGCGAAGAGCCGAACGUCAAACCUGCACAGGACGUAAUCAAGUCCAACGUGUGAAGCUCUUUCUAAUCUUUCAAGCUCUUGAUGCAGCAAGACAACGCUUCUUUCAACGCUCUUAAAGCGAAUUUCUGAUACACUCGUGUUUCUUCUUUUUCUUCUCCUUCUCUUCCCUUGCUCCUCUGAACUAUCUCCAUGUUGUAUUGAUCAAGUCAGCAGGGAAUAGGUUAUUAGAUCAGACUCGCCAUCUGCACAAAAAAAUUUAGGUUUGUGCCAGUAAUAAGUGAGUUCCACCGGAGCAGUGUAGGAUUGCGGUUCAUUCCUGUUAGGAUUGAGAGUCGCUACGGGACUUGUAUCGACACCGUUGGCUAGGAAUCGAAAAACAUACAGUCGUGUUCGGACGAUCCUGCAAGAAGUGUCGAUUGCUAGAUGUUUCAAGCAUCGUGGGGCCAUGGGUUGUGCAGCGUGCAUGAGCAUUUUUAUAUCUGAAACCUGUGAAAUAUAGACGUCACCCCCAGACUCGUCUUCAAAGACGUACAAAAUCUUGUUACUGUCGAAGAAGGUGCAUCAAGUGUUUAAUUUUCUAGCAGAAACAAAGGACUCAGCUUUCUGGACGAUGAGAAGAUAUGAUGCAGAACGAAAUUGUGGAUCAGUUCAGGGGAAAAUGGCAGACUAGGCGGAACGGAAGAACUGACCUACUUCCAGUGGAGUAGAUAUUUGCAGCUCUAAUUCUUUGCAGCUAAUAUCUGUAGGUCUUCAUGGGACGGUUUAAUCUGCAGAACUUCUUGCACAGCUUUCACUACUCCAGCACAGAGUCUAUCUUGCGAAGAAAACAUGGAUCGAAAACUUUUGCAGUGGCGCCCUCUUUCACACCAUGUCACUUUGCGGAAUCCACUUCAUUCCGGAACAGGCGGUGCCUGCAACAUAAAUGCGUCGAUUCGACGCCAACCCUUAGACUUUACCCUUCGAAUGGCGUCCUUUGGAUGAUGGGGCCGCAUGGUUUCAAGGUAUGCGGAGCAACUGCGCGUAAGGCGAAAACAGAGCGAGGAGCAUAAAGGAUCUCGGGCCAGGCCGUCUUGUCGUAGUUACGUCCGGUCCUUUCAAAUUAUGAGCAUUGUGGAUGAUGAUGUUCCCAACCUGCCGAUUCAAGAUUGCCUUCUGUAUGAUACGAGUUCAAAUCGAAUAUCAAUGUGGGGUUGUUGGAAGGAACUGGACAGGACAUGCUUAGAAGGUUGGAACCACUCCCUGUGGCUCUUAGGGUUAGGGUACAAGAGUCCAGGUUUCGGGACCUGUAGAGAUGGAGAUCGACUGCUUGAAGAAUUGAGUAAUGACAGUCAAAUUUUGAAGAUUGAACGAGUAUGGGUGUCGGAUUGUGGGUUAUUAAAUUUUGCAAUCCGAUUGACCUAAUAUGGGGAGCCUCUCCGAUUCUUCGCAGGUUGCGCUUCGUUUCUUUUGAGAAGAGUAUCUAUCCGGCUCUUUCUGCUGCUUGCUUGGACUCAGAGAGAAAAGUCUGUGCAUAUUCCACGUGGUUAUAGACUAAGUUUGUUUCCUCUAGGAUCAUCAUGGUUGAGGCUGCAACAUCUCUCAUGAGCACAGCCUUCUCCAUGAACCACAUGGACCUCGCAACAAAAGCUGUGGAACAAGCAACGCGAGUGCUGGGACCAGUGGAAUCAGCUAGCAUUGGAGCACUUUCGGGAGUUAUUGAGGUUUUGUUGCAGCAACCAUCAGUGACAAUCAAGAACGCUAUUCAGGAUAAGCAACCCAUAUCCUGGGAUCCUCGGGUACUCUACAGGGGAGUGUUGGUGAAUGCUACUAGUAUGGCUCCAAUAAGUGCAAUACAAUUUGGAGUAAAUAGCCUUUUGACGAAAACUCUGAAAGGCCCUCCCAACCCUGCCCAAAGAGCGGGAUUUGCAUUUUCGGCCGGAGUUGUUUCGGCUAUGGUGUCGGGUCCAGCGGAACUUCUCAUGAUUCAACAGCAGAAAACCGGAUCUUCUUUGUUUGCUCAGUUGAAGAGAAUCGUGAAUGACCAUGGUGUCCUCGCUCUUACUCGAGGACUGGUACCAACUAUAGUACGAGAAUCAAUAUAUACAGCCACGUAUUUGGGAGUGAACCCUGUCUUACAGGAGAAGAUGAUGGAAGGGAGUUACCUUCAGCAUCGAGCAACUCUUGCAAUGUUCCUUGCAGCAGCUGUUUCUGGAACAGCAGCAGCAUUGAUAACUCAACCAUUUGAUACCAUUAAAACAAGAAUGCAAGCGAACAUGGAUUCUGUCAACUACAGAAAAAUGAAAUCAACAUUGAAAACUGUGAUUUUCGAGGGAGGGUUUAAGAGCUUAUAUUCUGGUGUAAUACCUAGAACACAACGAGUUAUUUGUGCCGUGUUCAUAUUAGGUGAAGCCAAGUCUCUUCUAACUGAAUUUUAUUUCAAAUACAUUUCGAAGUCUUGAAAACGAUGAGUUGGUGUGCUUGAAGUUGUAACACAAGGAGGUCCAUAUAUAAAGGUAGGUCAUGUCGGCUCGAUAUCUUUGUAUACAGGCAAGAAGAAUUUUGAUAAUGUUGAGCAACUACAAGUCUAGUACUUAGUUAGCCCUCAUUGGGCUCCUGCUCUUUAAGCUAGUAGCCAUUGCAAAUAGAUGGCUUUAGAGACUGUAUUCCUCAACCAUGUUUUUGAAAGAGGUGUGAACCCUUCCCUCCUUGUUUUAUGGUGGUUGUUGAAACUUGAUGGGUG
Marchantia polymorpha subsp. ruderalis is the source of this 3264-nucleotide messenger RNA. The record is from the annotation of a GenBank genome assembly. Lineage: Eukaryota; Viridiplantae; Streptophyta; Marchantiopsida; Marchantiales; Marchantiaceae.